Messenger RNA from Pelagomonas calceolata, 1024 nucleotides. NCBI's taxonomy places the organism in Eukaryota, Pelagophyceae, Pelagomonadales, Pelagomonadaceae. The record is from the annotation of a GenBank genome assembly.
CACAAAUCGAACCAACACGCACGCUACACGCCGCAAUCACGCUGCAGUCGACGUGCAGGAGCCUCGCAUAGGUGCUGCAUCGGCUGCGGAGACAACUGGAGAAGUUCUGUGCUCUGUGCCAUCGAUUACAGGGGCACACAGCUGGCAGGAUGCAGCUAGCACUCCUCGCAGCGCUACCGACAGCUGUCACAGCACUGCAGCCUCUCAAUGGCAUAGGAGUCAAACCACUCGGCGGCGCCGCAUCGAUCGACGUGGGCGCAUUGCUCGACAAGAAGGCAGCCGUGAUCUUCGGCACGUAUGCUGCGGACUUUAACGCCAUCGAGUACGGCCAGCGGCUGCGGCACUACGCCCCAAAGCUGAAGGAGCGGGGCGUCGAGUCACUGCAUCUCAUCCUGAACGCCGACGAGGCGGCUUCGGAGAAGUUUGUGGAGCUGCUCGGUCUGGAGGGCGUCUGCGACGUGUACUGCGAUCCGAAUGGCGCCGCGGGCCGCGCGUUCGGCUGCGGCCGCGGCUGGCUGCCGGACGAAGAUAGUCUCUUCGACGGUCAGAUCCCGAUAAACGCCUACGGCAAGCUCUUCGGCAUGCUCCUCGGUCUCGGAGCUUGGGCUACAUUACCAGCAGUCAUCGGCGGCUACAUCGGCAACCCCUGGAGGGCCCAGCCCUGGAUCGCGGACGCGAUGGCCCAGGGGUCGGCGCAGGGCCGGUGGCCGGGCACGGGGCUGGUGGUUGAGACGGGUCGCGGCUCCGGAUACGCCUUCGACGAGCUGCCCGUCGUCGGCGACUGGGGCCGGCGGCCGCUCGAGCUCGCGACGCUGCGCCUGCAGAACAUGAUCGGCGUCUCGUUACAGAACUGGGACGCGUUGAGGCCGCGGGACGACCAGCUCGCCGUGCUCACGCAGCUCGGGGGCCUGGCCAUCGGCGACGGCGCGGGCGGGCUUCUGUACGAGUGGAAGGACCCGGGCAUCUGCGCCGUGUGCAACUUCGAGGACGCCCUCGACGCGCUUGACGGGAAGACUGUGUAAAC